AUGGUAGCGACCUUCUCUCCCCACCGCGACGCUGGUGGCACAUUACACCUAUCAUCGCAUUCGGGCAUUCACCACAUUGACGCCAAUACAGCCAUCCGGCAACUUCGUCGAUCAUUCUCGCGCUCACCCUCAAAAAGCUCAAGUUUCUCUCUUCUGACAUCUCGAAACCACUCUCCGUCUAAGAACACAUCAUAUGUCUCGUCACCAUUGUCACCGUCGCGAAGGUCGGCGCAAGGCAACUUCGUGCUCUUCCCAAGCUCAUCUCAACAGUCACCGUUCGCAAUACCUUAUCCUCCCAGCGCUAAGAUUUCGCGUCCUACUAUGCGCCGCGCGCGCACGUCUCCUCGGAGUCCAGUCAAACGCGCCCUUAACGUCUCAAGUGACCAGGGAAACGCGAAGCCUCUACAUGAGACCCCCGUUACACCUGGAGUAGAGAACUCCUCUACAAUCCCCGAAAUUAGCCUUUCACCUGACGAUAUUGGUGGUGGUUUCAGUACAUGCUCAAAUGAGUCAAGCAUCUACGCGGAGGGAACGCCAAAUCCACGUCCAUCGGCGUCCCGGAUUGAGAAACGACGAAGCGGUACGUUUAACUCGGCUGUCAGCCCGAUGAAACGAAGCGACGGGAUCAUGAAUCUAGACCGCGCGUCAAGGGGAAGUCCUUCCGCCAAACGACGAAGUGUUCAAGCAGUGAAUCUUCCUGGAGAUUUUAGUAUAUUUGAUAGCGAAAACGUCACAAAUACACCGGAAGAUCCGAAAACAGAAGAGACUGAUCUGGAGAAGGACGCAAUAUUCUUCCCUACUUCUACUACACCACCAUUUAGCCCUUUUGCGACCGUUCCAAGACGUACUUCAUCUCUCCGGCGGUCAACCCUGCAGCAGCGUUCCAACGACCGAUCCUUGUUUUCUCGACCUAGGACUAUGGGAGAUUCGGAGGACUUAGACGCAGGCACUCCUCUAACUGUUCGUUCCCGUCAAUCCUUGGACGCUAACACACCCCAACCCCAUCGCGAGAGCCUGUUCUCGCCACGGCCUGCGCAGGUCAGCUCCUUGUUUUCAAACUCGAAUGGGGCGACGUCCAGGCCCGCCGCCCACCCACUAUCCAGGACAAUUACACAAUCCUCAUCCAGUUCUAGCCUGGUAGAUGACUCUCCUACCCAUGAGCCUCCGCAGAAAAGUGAUCGCCCUAGAGCAAUUAUCAACUUCUCAAAAUCACUUCCAGCAGGUGCCACGCGGCCGAGCGGUGCACGCCAUCUCACCCGCGAAGAUUCAACAUCAUCAACGGACUCUUUCGCUACGCCUGAGAACUACAAACUUGUCAAACCGCUCCCAGCUGCGUUCAUGUCUACUGGCCUCAUCUCGAAGAAAAACCGCAAUGCCGACGAUUCUCAUAGCCUAUUAGGAUUUAGCAAGAACAUGCCCGACACCCCUUGCAAAAGGCCUGUCAAUCUCUUCGCUGCCAGUCAAAAGGCUCAACCAGAUGGACCACUUGGAAGGCCGGCUUGGAGCAAUGCUGUGGACAUGCCACCUCCAUCCCCCUUCAACCCAUCAAGCGCACGGCCUAAACAAGGCCCAUUUGCGCGAGGCAUGGGAAUAUUUGGGACUAACUUCAAUCGACAAGGGGCCUCGCGGCGUGGAAGCUUGGCUAGCAUUGAUGGCGAUGAUGGAUAUGGGCUACAGACACAAUCUCCCUCUAACCGUCAGAACAGCCAGCCACUCAGUGAAUCGGAUUUCCCUCCAACACCAACGAAACAAUCAUUUUUCCCGUCUCGAACCUACCCUCCUACUGCAUCACAAAUCGCUUCUCUCGAGCGUUUGUCCGAGGCAAGGGGCACCAAUUCCAGCCCUCUACAUGACAGAUUCCAACAUGAAUCACCUCGACCUAAUGACCGGCAAUCCGCCCAGCCAGACUUCAAUCCUUUAAACCUGCCAGCGACCCCGACCGGUCCUCGUGAUUCUUUCGUUGGAAAAAGGCCCAGUCUCCCAUUGAACAUACAUAAUACUCCCGACGUGGAUGCGUGCCUCACAUCUCGCUUUGAACGCGUGGAGCUUGUGGGCACUGGAGAGUUUUCGCAAGUUUACCGUGUUUCUCAGCCGAACGGAGUAUCUCUGCCAUCAAUAUUCUCGACUACCCCCAAGUCUUUAAACUCGCUGCCUGACCAGGUCUGGGCGGUUAAGAAGUCAAAACAACCUUACUCAGGCUUGAAGGACCGUGAACGCCGUAUUCGAGAAGUCGAUGCACUGAAGGCCCUUACCAACUACGACCAUAUUAUAUCAUUUGCCGACAGCUGGGAAGAUAAUGGACAUCUCUAUAUUCAAACAGAAUACUGCGAGGAAGGUAGUUUAGACGUCUUCCUUGCUCAAGUUGGACUCAAAGCAAGACUCGAUGAUUUCCGGAUUUGGAAGAUUUUGCUCGAGCUGUCUACGGGCCUGAAACAUAUCCACGACUCCGGGUUCAUUCAUCUUGAUCUCAAACCAGCCAAUAUACUGGUUACCUUUGAAGGUGUUUUGAAAAUUGCUGAUUUCGGCAUGGCAAGUCGGUGGCCAGCCGAAGAGGGGAUUGAAGGCGAAGGUGAUCGUGAAUAUAUCGGACCGGAGAUUCUGAUGGGAAGAUAUGACAAGCCUGCAGACAUCUUCUCACUGGGCUUGAUUAUAUUCGAGAUUGCUGGUAAUGUCGAACUUCCGGACAACGGCCUUUCGUGGCAGAAGCUCAGGAACGGCGACAUGAGUGAUGUCCCGAGUUUAACUUGGAGCUCCGAGACCACCGUUUUCCGCGACGCGUCAGGCAAUCCCAUUUCAGAGGAGCCAUCGUUUGAGGAACUGUGCGCGUCGGACUUUGGGGACGACGAUUUUGGCACAACUGAUCUCUUUGGCAGCAAUAGGGAACGAAAGCCAGUCCCAUUCACCCGUAGUAGUGAGCUCGCAGACCCUCCCGCCUUUAUGAUCGAUGCCGGCCAUGAGCAGUCGCUUGAUAAGAUCGUGCGGUGGAUGAUCUCCCCUGAACCGCUUGAUAGACCCACAGCUGAUCACAUUCUGGAGUCUUAUGGAGUCCAAUUUGUCGCAUCACGGCGUCGAGCUGGCGCCACCGUGUACGAGGGCAACUGGGGCCCUGCCGAUGAUGUUCUUGCGGAAGAUGCCGAAAUGAUCGAUGUUUGA
Molecule: messenger RNA, 3153 nt
Organism: Aspergillus nidulans FGSC A4
Lineage: Eukaryota; Fungi; Ascomycota; Eurotiomycetes; Eurotiales; Aspergillaceae
Product: tyrosine protein kinase SWE1
Exons: 3
Coding region: 1-3153 (1050 amino acids)
Biological process (GO): negative regulation of meiotic cell cycle
Cellular component (GO): nucleus
Molecular function (GO): kinase activity; protein tyrosine kinase activity; transferase activity
Source: RefSeq, a predicted model, not a curated record